CUUUCGAUCACCUCUCAGAGCAGCUCUCAGAGCCAGUCCGCCUGCCGCGGAGCCUGUCGGGAAGAGAGCGGCGUGCGCGCGGAGGGAGGAUUCGCGGCGCGAGAAGCGGGGUUGACGGAGCCUCGCCUCUUCUCUCCUGAGGGAGGCCGAGGCCGGACGCCUUUGCCGCUGCUGCUGCCUCCGCUUCAGAGCCGCCAUGGCGGGAGGAGGCAGCGCCGGCGAGUGGUGCCUCAUGGAGAGCGACCCGGGCGUCUUCACGGAGCUCAUCAAGGGGUUCGGUUGCAGAGGUGCUCAGGUUGAGGAGAUAUGGAGUUUGGAGCCAGAGAACUUUGAAAAAUUGAAGCCUGUUCAUGGACUGAUUUUUCUAUUCAAAUGGCAACCAGGAGAAGAACCAGCUGGCUCUGUUGUUCAGGAUUCCAGAUUAGAUACAAUAUUUUUUGCUAAACAGGUGAUAAAUAAUGCUUGUGCAACUCAAGCCAUAGUAAGUGUACUACUAAACUGUACUCAUCAAGAUGUCCAUUUAGGAGAAACACUCUCGGAAUUCAGAGAAUUCUCUCAAAGCUUUGAUGCAGCGAUGAAGGGUCUAGCAUUAAGUAACUCAGAAGUGAUUCGACAAGUUCACAACAGUUUUGCCAGACAACAAAUGUUUGAGUUUGAUGCAAAGUCAACAGCGAAAGAAGAAGAUGCUUUUCAUUUUGUCAGCUACGUUCCCGUAAACGGAAGGUUAUAUGAACUAGAUGGUCUGCGGGAAGGGCCAAUAGAUUUGGGAGUAUGCAAUCAAGAUGAUUGGAUCAGUGCUGUAAGGCCAGUCAUAGAGAAACGGAUACAAAAGUACAGUGAAGGUGAAAUAAGGUUUAACUUGAUGGCAAUUGUAUCUGACAGAAAAAUGAUAUAUGAACAGAAAAUUGCGGAAUUGCAGGCACAACUUGCUGAGGAAGAGCCCAUGGAUACAGACCAGAGCAGUAAUAUACUAAGUUCUAUUCAGUCAGAAGUUGCAAAGUAUCAGAUGUUAAUUGAAGAAGAAAACCAAAAAUUGAAAAGGUACAAGAUAGAAAACAUUAGAAGAAAACAUAAUUACCUGCCAUUUAUCAUGGAAUUACUAAAGACUUUAGCUGAACACCAGCAAUUAAUCCCACUUGUAGAAAAGGCAAAAGAAAAACAGAAUGCCAAGAAAACUCAAGAGGCCAAAUGAAGAUAGAUGUCUUUUUUUCUUUUUGUGUGUUCUUUUUGUUUGGAACGGUGGGGAUGCUGAAUAUCUUUGUCUUCAUGAAAGUAACCCAGCAAGAUACCUUGUAAAGUUUAAAUUCGUCCAACGCAUGUUUGCCAAUUUGUAACAGUUUGUCCUGUCCCAUUUGCACGGGGUCUAUGAAUCUUCCCUUUCUCCCCUGCAUCAUGUGCAUGUAACUGCCUCUUGAUAAUGGUUUUUAGAGUCUCUGUCAAAUUCCAGUACUCAACAGGACAUGUGACUGAUUCUUCAUAUUUAAUCAGGAAAUGCUGCUGAAAUGUGUAUAGACCCGAAUUUGUGCAACUGGUGUAGAACUUUUUACUGUAAUGAACAUAUUUAAAUAUCUUGUCUCACAGUGAAUCCUGGGUAUAUAGUUAUGUGAAGAAAGGUUGACUUAUUUUUACAAAUAAGUUGAGCCAUCUUUGCUUGUCACCGCUAGCUGUCUUGGUCUCUGAGUCUUUCAGUGGCUUGCCCUGUGUUCUUGUUUAUAUGGAGUUGUGUCUAAAUUUUCUACAGAGUUGGAAGUAAACAAAAUAAUGGAAUAGUAGAAUCAUUUACAAAGACCAUUGAAGAAGCUUAAAAGUUUAUUGCUUUUAGUAGAAAAAUAAAUAUUCCCAUUUUUAUUUUGGCAAA
This is a messenger RNA of Anolis sagrei ordinatus, 1858 nucleotides long. It is a transcript of the gene UCHL5, whose product is annotated as ubiquitin C-terminal hydrolase L5. Gene Ontology annotation, cellular component: Ino80 complex; cytoplasm. Lineage: Eukaryota; Metazoa; Chordata; Lepidosauria; Squamata; Anolidae. The record is from RefSeq and is a predicted model, not a curated record. Gene Ontology annotation, molecular function: proteasome binding; cysteine-type deubiquitinase activity. Gene Ontology annotation, biological process: ubiquitin-dependent protein catabolic process; protein deubiquitination.